AUGGCCGGCGGCGUUGACCGCCUGUCCGACCUUCCCGACGAGCUCCUCCUGCGCGUCCUCCACUUCGUCCCAGGCAAGCAGGCCGCCGCCACGACCGCGCUCUCGCGGCGAUGGCGCUCGCCCCUCUGGCAGUCCUCAGGCGCCGUAAACCUGGAGACGGACGUCGAGGACUGUGGCUGGGACAACGACCUCUCCUCCUCCCGGCGCGACGCCUUUGUGGCCGCGGCCGAGGCGGCGCUCGACGCCGCAGACGUCCCCGUCACGAGGCUCACCCUUCGUGUCACCGGCAAGGGCAAGUCUAUCGACGUAUUCCUGAACGGCCGCUGGGAUGUGAAGUUGCCUCUGUCGUCGUCGUCGCGGUACCACGGCGCGCUCGCCAAGUUGCUCUCCCACCGUGCGGUGAGCCGCGUCGAGGAGCUCCGGCUCGACGCCGAAGACUCUGAGUCCGACCGCCGCACGUACGGCGCCUGCUGGGAGGCCUGCUCGGACGAUGAGAUCAACCUCAGCUCACUCGGCGUCUACGUGUUCAACCUAGGCUUGGUGCCGUCGGAGAACCUCCGCAUGCUGGACCUCACCAACUGCAGCGACCUUGUUCCGGCGGCCUCUGCGGUCGUGUUCCCGCGCCUUUCGUCGCUGCGGCUGCACCAUGGCACCGUGCGGCUCGACGCCCUCCAGAGCCUCAUCUACGCCGCGCCUGCACUCGCCACCGUCCACUUUGAGUCCGUCAUCAUCUUACCACCAACAGACAGGGAGCCGGACUCUGGUUCGCCGAUCUACCACCAGUGGGACUUCAUUAACACUUCCCUUCUACCGCCGGCAGAAGCCCUGCUCCGGCUCCCAGCGGCCACCGUGCUCGCCCUAGAGAGGUGCAACUGGAAGAACAGCGAUGGCUCGCUGCGACACUACAUAGUGGACAAGGCCGGCAUUGUCCCGGCGGAGAUCGACGCGCCGAGGCUACGUCGCUUCAGCGAGGAGAGGAGGGCUGAGCUCCUGCCUACCUUCUCCAUCCUCCAGCGCCUUGAAUUGCACGGAGUGCACAGGCCCAAAGGUAAGACGGUGGCAGUGGCGAUCGCGAACCAGCUCCGCUGCUGCCCCAUGCUCCACGACCUCCGGAUCAACCUCACCGCGGACCAUCACUACCUACACUACUGGCGCGAGCACGAUGAUGAAAACUGCUUCCUCGAAAGGAAGUUCAGUGCUGACCGUGAAAAGUCCAUCGAUCUUCUAACCCGCCAUCGAAACUCAAAGCCGACGGCGAUGUCACCUGAAGGAAAUGAUGCCGCCAACUACAACGAGGUCUCCGAGAUCCCUGGCCUGAGCCAGCACUCGUUCGACUGCUUAGGGAGCUCUCUGGCGAGAGUGGCCUUGCAGUUUCGGCUUGGGGCGGCGAAUUGUCUUGGUGCCAAGCUGAUAAAAUUCUUUGCCGAGAACGCCAUGGUUCUUGAAGAAAUGUUUAUCGAAGACGGGAACACGAAGUUGUGGGAGCACAUUAGCUACAAGGUUGAGAAAUUGAUUUCUGAUUCAUCCAUAAGGAGGAAGCCUGGAGCGUCAAGCUUUGUUGUGUUGCCCUUACGAGGUGAUUUGACUAUUAAUAGUGAGAAUUAA
This is a messenger RNA of Triticum turgidum subsp. durum (durum wheat), 1605 nucleotides long. The record is from the annotation of a GenBank genome assembly. Lineage: Eukaryota; Viridiplantae; Streptophyta; Magnoliopsida; Poales; Poaceae.